AUGAAGUUAUCACCAGUGUCCCUGCUCUUGAGUGGUCUUGCAUUUGCAGGUGCAGACUUUACGUACAAGAGCCGGCCUGAUCUAGCUCCACCAAAACUAAACAUCACUAUUCCCUGCCCCGGAUCAAGCUGCAGCGACGGGUACAUCUUCAUCUCUCCAUUUACAGGAGAAAGCCCUGCGCCAAAAUCGCUCCAGGAGAAGCCGAUCCAGCCUGGCAACUACAUUCUGACUAGCUCUGGUGAUCUCGUAUGGUCUGGAUUUGGAUAUUAUAGCGGCUGGAAUGCCAAUUUCCAAAAGGGGACGUACAAUGGAAAUGACGUCUUGUUUGCCUUUGAAGGCUUGCACGAUGGCCCCCACGCCCAUGGACUGGGCCACCACACCAUUCUAGACAAUCACUACGAAACGGUGCGGGAGCUCCGCGCUGGCCGCCACUACAUCAGCGACAAGCAUGAGUUCAUCAUCAAUGACGAUGGAAAGUCCGCUCUGAUCCAGAUUUGGCAGCCAGUGCCCCGGAACCUCUCUGCAUAUGGUGGUGGCAAUGACCAUGUUUGGAUUGUCGACGCAAUUUUCCAAGAUCUGGAUAUCGAGACAGGAAAAGUCCUCUUUGAAUGGCAUAGCCUAGACCAUGUUUCGCCAAAAGAUGCAAUCCUUCCGCUAUUGGAAGGGCAAGCCGGUAACGGAGUAAAUAGCUCCGUCGCCUGGGACUAUUUCCACAUCAAUUCCAUCGAAAAGGGCGCAGAUGGCCAUUAUUUACUGUCUGGGAGACAUGUAUCUACCGUCUACAAGAUCAACAGCACAGAUGGAAGCAUCAUAUGGCAGCUUGGCGGCAACCACAGUGACUUUGAGCUUGGCAACGACGUCGAGUUCGGGUAUCAACACCACGCUCGCUACAUGCCCGGCACAAACGAGACUUUCACCCAUCUCUCCCUGUUCGACAAUUCUUUUUACGGGUCCGAAGCCACGGGCAAUGGAUCCAACAUCACGACGUACCCGUACUCGCGCGGCAAAUACAUCACCAUCGAUCACGAGGCCAAGAAGGCGAGCCUCGUGCAGGCGUUCCAUCCGCCCAGCAAUGCUAUUCUUACCACAUCACAGGGCUCGCUGCAGACACUGGCCAACGGAAACGUGUUUAUUAACUGGGGCUCAGAGGGCCAGAUUACAGAGUAUCUGCCCAACGGCACCAUUACUUUCCACGCCCAUCUCGACAGUGGCGAGCUAACCGAGCACGUGCAGAGCUACCGGGGCUUUCGCUACCACUGGACGGGCUUCUCGCCAGAGACACCGGCACUCAUCGCUGAAAGAACCGGAAACCAGGUGCAGCUGCACGUGAGCUGGAAUGGCGACACCCGAGCAAAGCACUGGCGCUUCUUGUGGGAUGUGCAAAGUGCAAACAGCAAAGGGCUGCGCGAGAACCAGCACGUUGCGGAGAAAACUGGUUUUGAAACAGGUCUGAGCAUCACACUGGUAUCAGAAAGCGAUGCGGUCUCCAACAUCCGAGCCAUCGCCUUGGACGCUGACGGUCGGGAAAUUGGAAGCUCGGAGACAGUGGCUCUGAUCGCUGCACCUUGA
Molecule: messenger RNA, 1569 nt
Organism: Akanthomyces muscarius
Lineage: Eukaryota; Fungi; Ascomycota; Sordariomycetes; Hypocreales; Cordycipitaceae
Exons: 3
Coding region: 1-1569 (522 amino acids)
Source: RefSeq, a predicted model, not a curated record